GUAAGAUCGAGUGGCGAGGCAAAGUCGGGCAUCCUCCAACCGUUGUACACUCGAUGAAAACGAAUAUUUAGUGGCAAAACUUUUGCUGAAGCAUCAAGACCAAAUAUUUCUGAUUGGCUAAUAGCCUUGUUAAGAGAUCUGGAGCAUCAUUGAUUGAUUUGAAUUAACCGGCCAUUCUGACUGGCUAAGGACAACUAUGGAUGAAGAUGAUAAGUGCGAUGUUUGCGGAGGGGAUCACAACACAGAGGUGUGCCCAGAGCUGGGAUUAGAUAUCGCAGCCAGAGCUGCCACUCAACUCAGCAGAGCACGCUUGACCUUGCCACAUAACCUUGACGUUGAAGGAGACAUUUCUGAUGGCACUCUGCAGGUCACUGCAACCUUUGACAUUCCAGCCAAGACGCAGUUUGGUCCUUUUGAAGCCAAAAGAAGCACAAACGAUGUUAACCUGGAUGGUUACUUCGCACUCAAGGUGCUGUCCAAAGAUCAAGCCAGCGUUGUGUUGGACUGUUGCGACGAAAAUGAAUGCAACUGGUUGUGCCUGGUGCAAGCAGCCACGAACAAAGAAGAGCAGAAUUGCAUUGCGUACCAACUAGGCGUCAACAUCUUCUACAACACAACCCGGUUAAUUCGCGGAGGCGAAAAGCUGAAGGUGUGGUAUGCAUCUCACUAUGCCAAAAAACUAGGCAAACCUGUGCAACCGGAUGGGACAACAAAAGUUAUGUUGGGUUCAGAUAUUGGGAAGCAGUUGUCAGUGCCAAGAAAAGUCGUCAGUGAUACGUCAGAUGAGGAAACCAUCGGAAAACGGCGUCGAAAGGUGAACGCCUACGUUGAAGAGUUCCUGCAAAGCGCUCGAAAGAAGACUAAAAUGGAUUCAUCAGUCAACACUCCAGAGAAUGUAGGACAGGUGCCAAAGAAAAGAGGUAGAGGAAGACCACGGAAGGACGCUAGUGCUGAUGUUCCUGCUCAGCAGUUGACAAGGACACGAACCAGAGCUGGCGGGGGAGGAGAAGCGAAGAUGCUAGAUGCCUCGGGACAGGCUGAUUUAUCUGACGAGGCUGAGACCUGGGUUGAUUUGGGAGGUGCAGAUGAUAUCAUUGAAAGUGGUGAAGUGGAAGGUGGAGAAUUCAAAUGCACUCGCUGUCCAAAAACUUUCCGUAGCCAGGCAGAAAUGGUGAAACAUCUGCGCACUCACAUAAAGACCUCAAAGUUUCAAGGGGACCCCAUCCGGACGUUGUUCUGCACAGAGUGUGGUAAAGGAUUUGUCAACAGCAGUAACUUGGGUCGACAUAUGAAGAUACACGAGAGGAAAACGAGAACGAUUAGCUGCUCAAUGUGCGACUACAAAACGUACAGACAUGACAUCCUGAGGAACCACAUGGACGCCCGCCACAAUACCACCUACAAGACGCCCAGAGGAAAACAUGCUGAGGCUGCACCAGGCCGAAGGCGAAGAGGACGUCCACGCAAGAACCGAGGACGUAAACCUUUAUCAAUCAAAAAGGAACCAGAGUCCCCUAAGGAAGAAACAGAAGUUUCCCCAAGGCGUGUUUUGCCCGCAAGACGCAAUCGGGGAAGUAAAAUGUACGAGGUUCUCUCUCCUUUCAAGAAGAGGAAGGUUGAAGGAAGUGAGGAGGAGGAUGAUGAAGAAGAUGAAGUUAUUGAAGACAGUGGCUCAGAGGCUGUCGUGAGCGAGGCUGAGGAGUCGGAUGGCUUGGCUUCUGAUCAGGAGGCUGAGACAGAAGAUGUGGAUGUGUCUCAAGAUGUCUCCUUGGAGCAAGGUGAUGGUGAGGUGGAGGAAGGGGAGGUAACUAUACCUGAAGGGGAAGCUCUCACUAUUGUGCAACCAACGCAAGAGGAGACAGAAAAGGAAGUCGUUGAAUCUACAAAGACUGGUGCUGAGGCAUCUGAAGACUCCACGGUGCCCCCUGAGCCAGAUGAGGCUUUGCAAAGUCAGUCCAGUGAAGAAACAGCAGCCAGCAAAGACGUCAUCCAAGAGGAUGGUGCACCUGCUACUGAGGCUGCAGAUGUGGGCGAGGCAGCUGAGAAAAGAGUACCUGAUGUGGUUGAAGGAGACGGUGCUGGUGAAGGAGGUGAUACGCCAGCAGAAGCUGAUGGAAAAGCAGACACAGAUGUCCAGAAAGAGACACCUGUCCGUAGGAAACGAGGAAGGCCAAGAAAAUCGGAAGCGUCUGCGGCACAGCAGAAACUUCCUAGGCGAGACCUCUAUGAUGUCUUCCUCACCCAAGAUGACAGGACCAUUUACGGCUGCAAAGAGUGUGGCAAGAAAUUCAAGAACUUAAAAUGCAUUCGGUUGCAUUGUGAGGUGCACCAGAAAAAGUUUCCAUGCAAAAAGUGUGGGAAGACAUUUGCAAAGCAGGAGUCUUGGAUGAAACAUAACUGUAAUUCUGAGAAACCAGCGGUUGUCAUGACGACCAGUGGUGAUCGUGUUCGCUACAGCUGCACUGAGUGCGGGAAAUCAUUUGUUAAUGAGGACUAUGCUCGUCAGCAUUACACAAUUCACUCGGGCAGGUUUGAUUGCCAGGUAUGCAUGCAGCCUUUCCAUAGCAAACUAGGCCUAAUGUCACAUAAAUGCAAUAAGGAGGCUGCCUCAAAGAAAUCAUUUGCCUGUGACAUCUGUUCCCAGACCUUUCGCACAUCCAGCUACCUUUUUCGACACAUGGCCAUGCAUACAGACAUCUUCAAGUGCAACAUUUGCGGGAAGUGUUUUUCAAGGAAAGACUCUAUGCAGCGCCAUGUGUUAAAGUGUGAUCCGGUUCGGGCUUUGGAAGAAGAUCUUCAUGCAUGUGUGAACUGUCACAAAGCUUACAGCAGCAAGCUAGCUUUGGAGAACCAUUUGUUGGUCUGUUACAAGACCUACUGUUUCAAGUGUAAGCGGAACUUCCCAACAGAAGACGAAUGCUCAAACCACACCUGUUCCUUGGAGGAGGCAGACGGAAUCCCGCAAAUCAUCGACUCCACUGUAAGAGUGAACUGCUCAAUUUGCCAUAAGUCCUUCAGGAAUCUCAAGUAUCUGAAGAGACAUGAGCGGACGCACAGUUCCGAGUUUCAGUGCAAGAUCUGCUCCAAGGCCUUCUGUCAGAAAGACGAACUCGUUUGGCACAUUUUCCUAUGUGAAAAUGAAGAGAAGAUAAAAACUGAAGGAUAUGUCAAAUGCGACAUUUGCGAGGACGCUGUUGUAUUUGCUGAUGCCAAAAGUUUUCGGGAACACCAUCAUACCCAUACGCACCCGUACCAGUGCGAGAAAUGUCACAAGCGUUUUCGCAAGCAGGGUACGAUCCACACACAUGUUUGCGACCCUUAUCUGCAUCAAGAAGGUGGCUUUAAGUGUCCGCAAUGCGACAAGGUAUUUGCUCUACGCACCUACAUGGAGAAGCAUGCAGUGAUCCAUGGCGAACGCCAGUUUGAGUGCGACAUAUGCCAUAAGAAAUUUUUCCGGCAGGAUUACCUGAACGAUCACAAAUGCCUUCUUCCUGAUGGAACACCGGCUCGCAUUGUGCGAAGACACAACCAGGUGGUGAUUAAAGAAAACGUGGUAUGCCACCUGUGCGGGGCGUCGUUCGUGAGCAGUAGCAACCUCAACAAGCACAUGAAGGUUCACGGAGAGAAAGAGUAUGAAUGUGACAUCUGCAACAAGAAGUUUCACUACUUGGCAUACUUGAAGGACCAUCGGUUCCAUGUGCAUGGCGGGGGCCUCGAGCUGCAGUGUGCCAUGUGUGGGAAGAUCCUCAAGACAAAGACUAGUCUCAAAUCUCACGUCAAACAGUUCCAUUCCGGCGAGGAACCGCAACACGAAUGCGAGAUCUGCCACAAGCGCUUUCGGCAGAAAGGCAACCUGAAGACGCAUAUGUAUUCCCACAGCACUGAGAAGAAGUUCCACUGUGCCAUUUGCAACAAGUCAUUCAAGUAUCCAGACCAGUUUGCCAGGCACAACCUGGAGCACACCAUGAAGGAAAAGAUAACGUGCGAUCUUUGUGACCGGCAGUUUGUGAAGAGGUUUGAGUACCACAGACAUCUGUCCAUCUACCACAGCGGCAUGGCCUACAUCUGCAGUAUCUGUAAGGCCAAGUGCAGCCACCGCCACACACUGGUGCGGCAUUUCAAGAGGAAACAUCCAGGUGCAGUUCACAUGCUCAGUGACGACAGCUAUGUUAAGUCGCUUCUGAUGCCGUUUCAGAAAGAUCUUCAGGGCGCAAAUAAACAUGUCAUACAACAGGAUGCUGGAAGCGAGGAUGAAGAUACAGAGGCUACAUCAGAUGCUAACACAAUUGCUAUAGCGUCAGCUGAUGCUGCUGCAGAGGCUAUCGCAGCGGCGACCUCAAACGCAGCCACCAUGAGUAUUGGUCAGACCUUCACCAACGAGUUAGGAGAGACGUUCACAGAGUCAGUCAUCACCGACGCGGACGGAGUGGAGACGACCAUCGUGUAUCAGACACCAGAAGGUUUCACCACUGAUACUGAUCUCCCUCAGGUGGCUGCUGAAGCUCUCCAGUCCCUUUCCCACACCAUUGUCUCUUCAGAAGACAUGCCAACUGCAUUACAGCUGUCUGGUUUACAAGAGGGGGAAUUGGGUGGUGACGACCAGCAUACUGUUGUCAUUGUGCAGAUUGUUAAUCAAGAUGAUGAAACGGAGCUUGGAGAGACGUACACAUUGCAGCAGACAGAGUAAUGAGGCUGUGAGAUGCACACAUUGCAGCAGACAGUAAUGAGGCUGAAAGACGUACACAUUGCAGCAGACAGUAAUGAGGCUGAGAGACGUACACAUUGCAGCAAACAGUAAUGAGGCUGAGAGACGUACACAUUGCAGCAGACAGAGUAAUGAGGCCGAGAGACGUACACAUUGCAGCAGACAGUAAUGAGGCUGAGAGACAUACACAUUGCAGCAGACAGUAAUGAGGCUGAAAGACGUACACAUUGCAGCAGACAGAAUGAGGCUGAGAGACGUACACAUUGCAG
Liolophura sinensis is the source of this 4974-nucleotide messenger RNA. RefSeq names its product zinc finger protein 62 homolog. The transcript has 7 exons. NCBI's taxonomy places the organism in Eukaryota, Metazoa, Mollusca, Polyplacophora, Chitonida, Chitonidae. The record is from RefSeq and is a predicted model, not a curated record. Gene Ontology annotation, molecular function: RNA polymerase II cis-regulatory region sequence-specific DNA binding; protein binding; DNA-binding transcription repressor activity, RNA polymerase II-specific. The coding region runs from base 197 to 4687 and encodes 1496 amino acids. Gene Ontology annotation, biological process: regulation of transcription by RNA polymerase II. Gene Ontology annotation, cellular component: nucleoplasm.